AUGGCGACAACAACAGCCAAAAAGUCAAAGGCCGCUCACUAUGCGGGGAGAUUCGCUGUAGAGAGCGAGCCAGGCCUCACCACCGCGCAGCUCAUGCUUUACAACCACGAUCUUGCACCAGUUGAGCCUGAGCGUCGUCAGUGGGGCGCAUGGAACUUUGCUGGUUUCUGGGUCGCCGACUCUUUCAACAUCAACACAUGGAUGAUCUCAGGCUCCAAUAUCGCCGACGGACUAUCAUGGUGGCAAUCCUGGCUCUGUGUUUGGAUCGGCUACUCAAUUGCUGCAUGCUUCGUUUGCAUGACUGGUCGUAUUGGUGCUACCUACCAUAUCUCGUUUCCUGUCGUCAACCGUUCCUCUUUUGGCAUCUGGGGAGCACUAUGGCCUGUCUUCAACCGCGCCGCUAUGGCAUGUAUUUGGUACGGUGUACAAGGCUGGAUUGGAGGUACCUGCGUCUACCUCAUGAUCCGAUCUAUCUGGAACAACUGGCGUGACGAAGAAACACAAGGCCCCGGUGGCGUCCCGAAUAGCAUUCCCAACUCUGGCACAAACACCGUUCACUUCGUCUCUUUCUUCUUCUUCUGGCUUGGAUCCCUCCCAUUCCUCUGGCCUGCCGUUCACAAGAUCCGCCACCUGUUCACUGUCAAGGCGUACGUUGUGCCCACCGCUGGCAUCGCCUUCUUCAUCUGGGCAAUCGUUCGCGCUAAGGGCAUUGGCCCUAUCGUGCACCAGCCGGGCAAAGCUACAGGCUCUGAACUCGGCUGGCUCAUGGUCCGUGGUAUCAUGUCCGCCAUCGCCAACUUCGCAACCCUCAUCGUCAAUGACCCCGACUUCGCCCGUUUCGCCCGCAAACCAUCCGACGCCUUCCUCCCUCAGCUAAUCACCAUCCCCGUCGGCUUCGCCGUCACGUCCUUUAUUGGCAUCAUCGUAUCGUCCUCCUCCACCGUCAUCUUCGGCGGCGACCCAAUCUGGAACCCUCUCGACCUGCUCGAAGCCUUCCUCAAAGAAGGCGGCUCAGGCCAACGCUUUGGCGUCUUCGUCAUCGCCGCAGCCUUCACGCUCGCGCAACUCGGGACCAACAUCGCCGCAAACUCCAUCUCCGCCGGCACAGACAUGACCGCCUUGCUUCCUCGCUGGAUCAACAUUCGCCGGGGGUCGUACAUCUGCGCGCUCAUCGGGCUGGUCAUGUGUCCAUGGAACCUGCUCUCCUCGACCAACAGCUUCACGACCUACCUCAGCGCGUACUCCGUAUUCCUGUCCUCCAUCGCGGGCGUCAUGAUCUGCGACUACUACAUCGUCCGCAAAGGCUACUUGCAAAUCAAGGACUUGUACUCCGGCAAGAAGACCGGACCGUAUUACUACACACUCGGUUUCCACUGGCGCGGGUACGCCGCCUACAUCGCCGGUAUCCUGAUCAACGUCGUCGGCUUCGCGGGCGCAAUCGGUCGCGACGUUCCCAUUGGCGCAAAACGCAUCUACGACCUCAAUUUCUUCGCCGGCUUCCUGGUUGCGAGUAUUGUGUACUGGGGACUGUGCAAGAUAAGCCCGAUUCCGGCGACGAGUGAUGUGUGGUGCGAGGUGGGAGAUGAAAUUACGGAUAUUAGUGUUGCGUAUAGUGAUUCCGAGGGCGACAAGUAUGAUGAGGAGGCGAUGCAUGGCGGGAAAGCGGCUGCUGCGAAGAUUGGGGAGGCUGAAGCUGAGGCUUAUGGAAAGUUUUAG
Molecule: messenger RNA, 1716 nt
Organism: Macroventuria anomochaeta
Lineage: Eukaryota; Fungi; Ascomycota; Dothideomycetes; Pleosporales; Didymellaceae
Product: uracil permease
Exons: 2
Coding region: 1-1716 (571 amino acids)
Biological process (GO): transmembrane transport; nucleobase transport
Cellular component (GO): plasma membrane
Molecular function (GO): nucleobase transmembrane transporter activity
Source: RefSeq, a predicted model, not a curated record